Chenopodium quinoa (quinoa) is the source of this 909-nucleotide messenger RNA. Its product is annotated as mediator of RNA polymerase II transcription subunit 22a-like. Gene Ontology annotation, cellular component: mediator complex. NCBI's taxonomy places the organism in Eukaryota, Viridiplantae, Streptophyta, Magnoliopsida, Caryophyllales, Amaranthaceae. Gene Ontology annotation, molecular function: transcription coregulator activity. The record is from RefSeq and is a predicted model, not a curated record. The transcript has 4 exons. Gene Ontology annotation, biological process: regulation of transcription by RNA polymerase II. The coding region runs from base 142 to 600 and encodes 152 amino acids.
CCAAAUUUUCCGAAAUUAAAUUACUGUAUAGGAUUUGAAAGACAAUCCUUGUUUUAGUUGAGUGAGAUCACAACACAAUACACUUCCUCCAUUGAAAGCUGCUUCUAAGCUUUCUCUCCUCCAUUGUACCAGUUUCUGAGAAUGAAUAAAGGAGGUGGCGGAGGUGGACCUACAGCCGCCGCUGCUGCUGCAGCCACGCAGAAGCAGAAGGCACUUUUGCAGAGAGUUGAAACUGAUGUUUCCAAUCUUGUUGACAAUUUCACUGUUCUUGUCAAUGUUUCCCGGGUAAAUGAUCCACCCGUCAGAAAUCAACAAGAAGCUUUCAUGAUGGAAGUGCGUGCUGCCAGGAUGGUCCAAGCAGCUGACUCAUUGUUAAAGUUGGUGUCAGAAUUGAAGCAGACUGCUAUCUUUUCUGGAUUUGCAUCGCUCAAUGACCAUGUAGAACAACGUAUUGGCGAAUUCAAUAAGCUGACAGAUAAAACAGACGUUACUUUGGGUAGAGUUGGGGAAGAGGCAGCAGCUAGUCUCAAAGAACUUGAAUCUCAUUUCUAUUCUUCUGCAGAGAAGGCCUGCGCAGCCAGCCAACCUUCAUCACCUUGAGGUUGGCAUGAAAGUUGCAGUCUAAUAUAUCUGACUGUCAAAAGAUGUCUAGAGAUGUGUAGUACCUGACUUCUAUUAUUUGUGUAUUUCGGGUGAUUAAAGGUACAACACUCCACAGUUAAGGUCGUUUGGGUGGGGGCUAUUUGUAAUGUAGACUAUGUAGCUGCGGAUGUCAAGCUAGCAGAUACUUAGAGCCCCUUGUUGUGUAUAUGCUAUGACUGAGAACAAGUCUAGGUUUAUUUGUAGAAGUGAAUUAUUUGUUAUGUAGGAUCUUGCAAAAUUCAUUCCAAGAGUUGUUUCAGAAUACUA